AUGGCCCCUGCUGAGAACAUUCAUAUACCCCCUGCUUCCCACCCGGAACCAGGUCCUCUCUACUCUGAUUUCUUCCAACAACAAGUCGCGAAGCAGCGUAAUAAUAAUUAUCAUUCGACUUCUCUAAGAAACAUGGUUGCCACAUCAGUUAAUCGCACUGCUCUGCACCCCGGUGGUGUUCAACCGGGCAAGAGCCACACCGAACUCGAGGAAGAGCUCCACGAGCACGCCCACAUUGACUACGAGCGUGUCGCAAUUAUUGCCAACCCCUCCGUCGCUGCACUCUACGAAGAUGCCCUCGUCUACGAAACCGGUACCGCCAUCACAUCGAGUGGUGCCUUGACAGCAUACUCUGGUGCCAAGACUGGCCGUUCUCCUUCAGAUAAGCGUAUCGUCAAGGAGGAGUCGUCAGAAAAGGACGUUUGGUGGGGACCUGUUAACAAGCCUAUGACCCCUGAUGUCUGGCGUAUCAACCGUGAACGUGCUGUUGACUACCUCAACACCCGUAACCGCAUCUACGUUAUCGAUGGCUAUGCCGGCUGGGAUGAGAGAUACCGUAUCAGCGUCCGUGUCGUCUGCGCACGUGCCUACCAUGCUCUCUUCAUGCGCAACAUGCUCAUCCGCCCCUCCCGCGAGGAAUUGGAGCACUUCCACCCCGACUACGUUAUCUACAACGCCGGUUCUUUCCCUGCCAACCGUUUCACCGAAGGCAUGACCUCGGCCACAUCGGUGGCUAUCAACUUCGCCGAGAAGGAGAUGGUUAUCCUGGGUACGGAGUACGCCGGUGAGAUGAAGAAGGGUGUUUUCACCAUUCUCUUCUACGAGAUGCCUGUGAAGCACAACGUCCUGACCCUGCACUCCUCGGCCAACGAGGGUGAGAACGGCGAUGUCACCGUCUUCUUCGGUCUGUCCGGUACUGGCAAGACGACUCUGUCCGCUGACCCCAAGCGUGCACUGAUUGGUGACGAUGAGCACUGCUGGACCGACCGCGGUGUCUUCAACAUCGAGGGUGGUUGCUACGCCAAGUGCAUUGGCCUCUCCGCCGAGAAGGAGCCCGAUAUUUUCAACGCCAUCCGCUUCGGAUCCGUCCUCGAGAACGUCGUCUUCGACCCCAUUACCCGUGUUGUCAACUACGAUGAUUCCACCCUCACCGAGAACACCCGCUGCGCCUACCCCAUCGAGUACAUCGAGAACGCCAAGAUCCCCUGCAUCGCGGACAAGCACCCCUCGAACAUCAUCCUCCUCACCUGCGAUGCCCGCGGUGUCCUGCCUCCCAUUUCCAAGCUCACCACCGAGCAGACCAUGUUCCACUUCAUCUCGGGUUACACCUCCAAGAUGGCCGGUACUGAAGACGGCGUGACCGAGCCCCAGGCCACCUUCUCGUCUUGCUUCGCCCAGCCCUUCCUCGCCCUGCACCCCAUGCGCUACGCCCGCAUGCUUGCUGACAAGAUCUCCGAGCACAAGACCAACGCCUGGCUGCUGAACACCGGUUGGGUCGGUGCCGGCGCCACUACUGGUGGAAAGCGUUGCCCUCUCAAGUACACCCGUGCCAUUCUGGACGCCAUCCACAGCGGUGAGCUCGCCAACGUUGAGUACGAGACCUACGACGUGUUCAACCUCCACGUGCCCAAGACCUGCCCUGGUGUGCCCUCUGAGCUGCUCAACCCCAAGAACAGCUGGACCGCCUCGACGAGCUUCACCGACGAGGUUAAUAAGCUGGCCAAGCUGUUCAACGAGAACUUUUCCAAGUACGCAGACGAAGCCACCAAGGAGGUUAUUGCGGCUGGUCCCGUUCCCUCCCAGUAG
This is a messenger RNA of Aspergillus thermomutatus, 1806 nucleotides long. RefSeq names its product phosphoenolpyruvate carboxykinase PCK1 (gene acuF). Gene Ontology annotation, cellular component: cytosol. Gene Ontology annotation, molecular function: phosphoenolpyruvate carboxykinase (ATP) activity; ATP binding. Lineage: Eukaryota; Fungi; Ascomycota; Eurotiomycetes; Eurotiales; Aspergillaceae. The transcript has 4 exons. Bases 1 to 1806 code for a protein of 601 amino acids. Gene Ontology annotation, biological process: gluconeogenesis. The record is from RefSeq and is a predicted model, not a curated record.